UUUCAUUCCAUUCCCUUCUGGCCUGAUGAGUUUCUGGUGAGAAAUCAGUUGCUAGUCUGAUGGGGGUUCCUUUGUAGGUAACUUUCUGUCUCUCUCUGGCCAAUUUUAAGAUUCUUUGUCAUUGGUGUUGGCUAAUUUAAUUAUAAUGUGCCUUAGCAUUGGUCUUUUGGGGUUCAUUUUACUUGGGACUCUGUGAGCUUCUUGGAUUUGUGUGGGUUUUUUCCUCCCUAUAUCAGGGAAGUUUUCUGUCAUUAUUUCUUCAAACAGGUUUUCUAUUCCUUCCUCAGUUUCCUCUCCUUCUGGAAGCCCUAUUAUUCGGAUGUUUUUUUUGUGUGUGUUGUCCCAGAGUUCCCUGAGGCUCUCCUCCUGCUUUUUAAUUUUUUUUUCUAGAAGCUGCUCUACUUGGAUAUUUUUUCCAAGUAGAAAAAAUAUCUACUUGUAGCUCACUGAUGCGGUCCUCUGCUUCUUCUAGUCCACUCUUGAUGCUUUCUAUUGAGUUCUUUACAGCAGCGAUGUCAUUUUUCAUUUCUUCUUUGUUCUUCAUUUCCUCUUGGUUUUUGCUCAUAUUGUCGAAUUUGUCUUCCAUUCUUUUCAGCCACCUUAUGAUCAUUUCUCUGAAUUAUUCCUCUGACAAGUUGCUUGCCUCCAUUUCGUUUACUUCCUUUUCUGGUGAUGCUUGCUUUUCUUUCAUAUGCGGGCUGUUUCUUUGUCUCCCAUGGUCUCUCUUCUCCGGAUGUCUGGUUAUGUUGUUCUCUCUCUCCAGCAUUGAUUUAAAGGCACAAAAUACAACACAACCAGGUACAAUACACAAGGCACUGAACAGAAAUGUAUUCACGAUAUUAAUAAAUCCAAAUAAAGGUGACCACCAGAGAAAGGCAAAUUAGAGGAUAGGAGAGAACAAAGAAGAGGAGGAAAAAAGGAGUGCCAAAAUGAAAUUGGGAAAAUGAAAAAAAAAAGUAAGAGAGCAAAGAAAGAGAAUUAGAGAGAAAAGGGGAUCAAACUAUAUAUAUGGGGAGAAAACUCCAAUAGAACAGCCACUAAUACCAGCAAAUGCCAGCAACCUGGAGAUUAAUACAAACUACAAACAACAACUAAUAUCAAGCGAGGCGACGGAAAACAGAAGCAAAAAACAAACAAAAACAAAGGAAACAAAAAAAAAACAAAAUGAAAAAAAGAAUAUGCAAAACAAUCUCACAAAAAAGCAUAAAAAAUUGAUAUAAUCAACAUUCAAGCAAACAACAACAAAAGGACAGAGAGAAAAACAAUUUUUUGGAUAGCUAAGACAGAGAAGAGAGAGAUGUGUAUGGACGUGGAGCAAGGGAUUGGAAAUUAGAUAUAUAAGUAGGGUGAAAUUUUAACGGGUUAAAAAAAAGAAUACGGAAAAUCUAAAGAAGGAAAAGGGUAAGAGAAACAGGACAAAAAAAGGGAAAAGUUAGGAAGAGAGUAAUGGCACAAAGGUAAAGUUGAGAUAGAGUAAAAUGAUGCUAAAGGAAAGAUGAAAAUAGAAUGUAGAACACUAAUCCCAAAGUAAAAUAAAGAGAAAAUAAAAUGACACUUUUUUUUAAAAAAAGGUAAAAUAGUAGUAGUAAUAAUACUGAUUGAACAUAAAAAUGUAAUAAUUAAAAAUGUAAAAUCAAGUGAGGAAAAAAGAAAAAAAUGGUUUUUUAAGUAAAAGAUGAAAAAAUAAAAAAAUUAAAAAAAAUUAAAAAUAAAAUGUGCAGUAGUGAAGGUCAAUCACUUCCUCUAUUGUUCUGUUUGGCAUGCCUGUUUCCCAGUCAGGACAGUAUUGCAGUUCCUUGCAUUCCACUGUUCCUCUGUGUUGUAAGCCAGUCCUGAUUUUUAAGCAGGCAGUGUCUUAAUUUCUCGUAUUCCUUUAUUUGUGAUUACACAAGAGUCAAUUUGUGAUUCAGCCCCUGGGUAGCAGUGUUUCUGGAUUGACCUCUGGGUCUAUAGGUCCUCUCUAGCCAGUGCUUAGAUCCUGCUUUCCCUGUGGCACUCAAUACCGGUUUGUGGGAGUGGACUGCCUCAGAGCUGGCUCUGACGGUCACUCCCCGCUCUGAUCCCCAGGUUCCAGAAAAACAACUUUCCCCUGCAGUCUCCCAGGGUGUCCCCAACUGGAUGAUCCUAUGUAUUGGGCUUAGUAAUCAGAAGCAAGGAUUUGAAGAGGAAAAAGCCCAAGUGUGCGAACAACGGGGCUGCAGACCUUUUAAAAUCAUGGACAAACAAAAUUCACAAAUGAAUGCUCCUCACCCAGGAACAAAUUUCCCAGCUGGGUAUCAUCCUCAAUAUCCUCCAGCAGCAUUCCAAGGACCUCCAGGACAUACUGGCUACCCAGGCUUGCAAGCUGCCUAUCCUGGGAUGCUGGCAAGCUAUCCUGUACCCCAGGCUGACUAUUCAGUCCCACCACCUGGAUAUUCAGGUGCUGGUCCAGUGGGCUCUCCUGUCCAACACCAGCCAGUGUAUAAUCAGCCAGGGGGACCAGCAGGGCUACCGUGGAUGCCAGCACCACCACCUCCAUCAGACUGUCCACCAGGGUUGGAAUAUUUAACUCAGAUAGAUCAGAUACUGAUUCAUCAGCAAGUUGAGCUUCUAGAAGUCUUAAUAGGUUUUGAAACAAAUAACAGAUACGAAAUUAAGAACAUCCUUGGACAGAGGAUUUACUUUGCUGUGGAAGAUACUGAUUGCUGUACCCGAAAUUGCUGUGGGACUAAUAGGCCUUUUACCAUGAGGAUUCUUGAUCUUAUGGGCCGAGAGGUCAUAACUCUGCAGAGACCACUCAGAUGUGCCAGCUGUUGUUGCCCCUGCUGCCUUCAGGAGAUAGAAGUUUAUGCUCCUCCUGGUGUACCAGUGGGUUAUGUUAUUCAGAAUUGGCACCCAUGCCUGCCUAAGUUAACCAUUCAAAAUGAGAGGAGAGAGGAUGUACUCAAAAUUAUUGGUCCAUGUCUUGUGUGCGGCUGUUGUGCAGAUGUUGAUUUUGAGAUUAAAUCUCUUGAUGAAGAAAAUUUGAUUGGCAAGAUUUCCAAGCAAUGGACUGGUUUUGUGAGAGAGGCAUUUACAGACGCUGAUAACUUUGGGAUCCAAUUCCCUUUAGACCUUGAUGUGAAAAUGAAAGCUGUGAUGCUUGGUGCAUGUUUCCUCAUUGACUUCAUGUUUUUUGAAAGCACUGGAGGCCAAGAACAGAGAGCAGGAGUAUGGUAGUGGAUUAAUAAAGAUCUCCGAAAAUGUGAAGUUUGUAUAUUGAUUAGGACUAUGUACAAGUGAAAAAUUAUUUUUCUUUAUUGAAAUUACUUAUAAAAUAUGUGAAUUAUACUGUGAUGCCUUAAGCUCCAGGUAUAUGAUUUCCAAUUUCAAAUCAUAGAGUUUAUUUUCUGUAUCACUUAUAAAUUUGCUUAUACAUUUGCUUUCAUUUUAUACAUUUUGUAUUUCAUUGUAUAUUUUAGAGAAAUAACAUAGGGAUUUUUACAUUUAAUCAUUGAUAAAUUUGCUUUAUUUUCAAUUUUAUAGCAAAAUUAAAAUGAUUUAACAUAAAAUUAUAUAUUUUAUUAAAUUUAGUUACAAUUACAUAUGUAACAACUAAUGUUAUUUUGCAAAUAUUGUAUAUUCAAAAAAGUUAAAAAUGAACAUAACUUCAAUUUCCUUUACAAUUAUGUUCAAGCUAGAGGCCCAGUGCAUGAAUUCAUACAUGGUGGGGUCCCUUGGCCUGGCUGGUGAUCGAGGCCUAUCAGGGGGCCAGCCGGCUA
This is a messenger RNA of Eptesicus fuscus (big brown bat), 3740 nucleotides long. Its product is annotated as phospholipid scramblase 1-like. Gene Ontology annotation, cellular component: plasma membrane. Gene Ontology annotation, molecular function: phospholipid scramblase activity. The coding region runs from base 2119 to 3198 and encodes 359 amino acids. Gene Ontology annotation, biological process: plasma membrane phospholipid scrambling. The transcript is spliced from 9 exons. Lineage: Eukaryota; Metazoa; Chordata; Mammalia; Chiroptera; Vespertilionidae. The record is from RefSeq and is a predicted model, not a curated record.